Molecule: messenger RNA, 1357 nt
Organism: Rhipicephalus sanguineus (brown dog tick)
Lineage: Eukaryota; Metazoa; Arthropoda; Arachnida; Ixodida; Ixodidae
Exons: 2
Coding region: 97-678 (193 amino acids)
Source: RefSeq, a predicted model, not a curated record
CAUAAUGGGGACAUCGGUAUAAAUUCGCGCUUCUUGCCGAGUGCUGGCAGUGCGUCUCGGGCCUGAGGCUCUGAGCUUGACGAGACGAGCUCCAGGAUGGGCAAGUGGGCCAAGUACGCGCGCAACUACAAAAAGGAAUGGGAGAAGGAGUCGGACUUCAAAGACUGGCUGUCACCAUCCACUUCAGGCGAUAUGGCCUAUUGCCGAGCAUGCAAGGUGGAAUUGCGGCCCCACGUUCAAGACCUAAAACUGCACUCCACUAGGAUCAAGCAUGCAAACAACAUGAAGCGUUCCGCUGGUCCAGCGGCGGGGCCUCUGGCAUCGUUUGUGGACAGAAGACACAGGGAGCCAUGUUCCGGUUCCUCUGAUGAUCUCAAGGUAGCAGAGCUGCGCCUGGCUGCUCAUUUGGCCGUUCACGGAAGCUUCCGGAUGGCGGACCACUUGACGCCCGUGAUCAGUGGGUGCUUCAGCGAUUCGGUGUUGGCGUCAGCCAUCACCUUGGGGAGAACGAAGUGCGCUGCACUAGAGACAAAGGUACUGGGGCCAACGUUUAGAGAAGAACUUUUCAAGGACAUGACUGCUGCACAAUAUUCAUUGUUUGUGGAUGAGAGCACGGACGUCUCGUGCACGAAGGAGCUAGCCGUCGUGGCGCGUUUUUUUUUCUCGCAGCAAAAAUGAUUUUCUUACAGCCUUUCUCGGCUUGGUGCCAGUGACUGAUGCAUCCGCGGAAGGGUUAUUUUCUGAAUUGAAGGCGCUGUUGGAUGCUUGCAAACUGAACGUCAAAUGUUGUGUGGGUCUCGGGACUGAUGGAGCGAGCGUCAUGUGUGGGCAGCACAACAGCCUUUACACAAAAAUGAAGGCAGAAAAUGCGCAGCUUGUUCUUGUGAAGUGUGUGUGCCAUUCUCUACAGCUUGCCUGUAGUGAGGCAAUAGAUGUACUUCCCACGCACAUUGACUACCUUGUGCGUGAAACCUUCAACUGGUUCGCCCAUUCACCGAAAAGGCAGCGAGAAUAUAGACAAACAUACGCCGCCAUUACCUCGGGCGAUGUCCCGAAUAAGCUCAUAGGCGUUUGUGCCACGAGAUGGCUUAGCAUUGCGCCUGCCUUGCGAUCAGUGUUGAAUCAGUGGGCUGCACUGCGAUCUCACUUUGAUGCGAUGAAAAGUAAGGAACGCUGCUACGCAGCAAGAUUACUCAGCGAAAUGUACGCUGAUGAGCAAAAUUUACUUUUUGUUCAUUUUCUAAGCCCAAUAAUUGAUGAACUCGAGCGAAUGAAUAAGCUCUUUCAGUGCGAGGCCCCGGACCCUGUGAGACUCAAUGAAGAAUUGAUUUCUUUUGUUAAAGCUUUAAUGACAAGA